AUGGUUAACUCUUGUUGUGGCUCUGCCUGCUCCGAACAGGGCUGUGAUCAAGGCCUCUGCCAAGAGACCUGCUGCCGCCCCAGCUGCUGCCAGACCACCUGCUGCCGCCCCAGCUGUGUUGUAUCCAGCUGCUGCCGCCCAUCCUGCUGUCAGACUACCUGCUGCCAGACCACUUGCUGUCGCCCCAGCUGCUGCCGCCCAGUCUGCUGUCAGACCACCUGCCACCCCAGCUGUGGUGUGUCCAGCUGCUGCCGCCCAGUCUGCUUCUGCUGUCAGACCACCUGCCGCCCCACCUGUGGUGUGUCCAGCUGCUGCCGCCCACUCUGCUGUCAGACCACCUGCUGCCGUACAACUUGCUGCCGCCCCAGCUGCUGUGGAUCCUCUUAUUGA
Mandrillus leucophaeus (drill) is the source of this 390-nucleotide messenger RNA. Its product is annotated as keratin-associated protein 4-1. Gene Ontology annotation, cellular component: keratin filament. The coding region runs from base 1 to 390 and encodes 129 amino acids. NCBI's taxonomy places the organism in Eukaryota, Metazoa, Chordata, Mammalia, Primates, Cercopithecidae. The transcript has 2 exons. The record is from RefSeq and is a predicted model, not a curated record.